AUAUUGUCUCUAAUCAAACAUAAACAAUUAAUUUUGGGCAUAAAUUAGAAAUUCAUAGCAAAAAAAUAGUGAACUGUCAAAUAGAAAUUUGAAGGUUAUAAUAGCCGAAAAGUUAUUUCUAAUAAUAAAUUGGCAAAUUUUGUAAAAUGCUCAGAGAAAUAUUAUAAGAUUGACAGCAAGUUGACACAUGCAAAAUUCUUUGAACAAGGAUUGAAAUGUGGAUCAGCAGUCGUCGGGAAAACAAUUCUAUGGACGAGCUCUUUCAGGAUCUUUAUCAAGAAUGCAAAUUUGUUGCACCAGGAGCGAGACUCUCGUAUUCAUUGCGGAAUCGUUUGGAAAAAUAUAAAGCCGAUACAAGAAAGGAUAUUGUUUCGCGUAUGAAAGAUGGAUGUGCACCAUUGUUUAUUGCAUGUAAGAGAGGACACGUGGAAAUUGUCGAAUAUCUUAUCACAGUGUGUCGUGCUGAUAUCGAGCAACGAGGAAUGUACGAGGUUCCUGAUGACAGAUCAGUUCAUUGUGUCACGCCAUUGUGGUGUGCUGCGGUUUCCGGAAAAUUACGAGUCAUAAAAUGUUUAAUUUCACAUGGUGCCGAUGUCAAUGCAGUCUCCGACAGUGGAUCAACACCUGUUCGAUCGGCCUGCUUCAUGACUCAUCUGGAAAUUGUUUCCUUCCUGGUGGAGAAUGGAGCCGAUAUUCUAAUUGCGAAUUACAAUGGUGGCACUUGUUUGAUAAACUCGGUGCAAAGUGUCGAAUUGUGUAAAUUUCUUUUAACACACGGAGCUGAUGUUAAUGCAAGGGAUAUGCAAAAUAAAACUGCUUUGCAUUAUUCAAUUCAGGAGCAUCGGUUCGAGACAACGAAACUUUUAUUAGAUUAUAAUGCAGAUCCUUAUCUAAAAUCACGAUAUAAUGAUGAUGCUUUACAAACUGCCUGCCUUAAGGGUGCAACACAGAUAUUCGACUACUUAGUGGACAAUGUUGCCUACUCGCAAGAGAGAUUAGCGGACGCUCACGAACUAAUGGGUUCGACAUUUUUUAAUGAUCAUAAUUACACGCAAACAGCACUGAAUUAUUGGAGUACUGCUAUGAAUAUUAGAAAUGAUAAUAUGGUUGACGGAAAGCCAUUGCCAAAGAGGCCAAUUAUGCCAAAAAGAGAUAAUUUUCGUAAUGCGACUGAGUUUUCUACAAUGGAAGAAUUGCAAACUGUAAUGCUCGACUUGGACGCUAUUCGAAUUCAAAGUUUAUUAAUUUGCGAACGAAUUUUAGGUCCACAUCAUAAAGAUACACUUUUUAGACUGAUGUACAGAGGAGCCUCGUAUGCCGAUGCCCUUCGGUAUCAGUAUUGCAUAGAUUUGUGGAGAAGAGCAUUGGAAAUUCGAGUGGAAAAGGAUUCUAUAUUGUUUAGCGACACAUGUUUUACCGCUCAAGCUCUUGUUCGAUUAAUGGUCGAUUUGAAUGAGAAAAUAGUAGAAAUAGCAGAUCGUAAUCGAGAGAAACAAGAACCGAGAUUUUGUGAUGUAGUCGCAAUAUUUAAAUUACUCACCGAAAAUCUUCCUGAAGCUAGAUCAUUAUUGGAGAAACGACCGGUUCAUAAAAAGCAACGGGAGAGUUACGAUCGAAUUUUGAAGUGCAUCACUCAUUUAAUUUAUCUUCUAUUGGAAACUGCACAAUCGGAUGAGGAGAAAGCGGAAAUGCGACAAUUAGUACACAAUUUAGUUAGGCGAAAUCCAAGGUGCGCUUCAACGGAGGAUACACUUCUUCAUCUGUGCGUCUCGAGAGUGAAUACGAUUCAUUCGAAUUAUUUCACCACCGAAGAAUUACAAGUAAUUUUUCCACACGUCGAAGUGGUAAGAUUGCUUUUAAAGUGUAGAGCGCACGUUAAUGCGAGGAACGACACGAGAUCAACUCCUCUGCACGUUGCGAGCAAGCCGAACAACUUCCAAACCGAGCUCGUGAAACUUCUCUUGGAUUAUGGGGCACAUCUAGACACACCAAAUAAAGCUGGCGAGACACCGGCGCAACUAAUAGCCUCAAAUCCCUGUAACAACAUAAGUUUGGUGAAUUACACAAGUCUGCAGUGCCAUGCAGCACAGACAAUUUGUAAAUAUGGAAUUCAAUGCACCGAAUUGCCCGUAACGUUACACGAAUUCCUUAAGUUGCACCAAGAAUAAUUAAUUUCAACUACGCUCUUCUUCUUCUUCUCCUCCUAUUUUUUCAAUUAAUUAUAACCGCAUAAAGUAUUUGUGCAUAAGAAUUUUUAGAAUUGCGUAAUAUUAUUAUAUCUUUUUAGCGAAAUCUAUAUUUACCCAACAAAACAAAAAAUACUCGCAUAGUUCGAAUCAUAAAUAAUAUUAAUAUCACAAUAAUAAUAUUAAUAAAUUAAU
Molecule: messenger RNA, 2381 nt
Organism: Leptopilina heterotoma
Lineage: Eukaryota; Metazoa; Arthropoda; Insecta; Hymenoptera; Figitidae
Product: protein fem-1 homolog C
Exons: 9
Coding region: 216-2168 (650 amino acids)
Molecular function (GO): protein binding
Source: RefSeq, a predicted model, not a curated record